Messenger RNA from Leptosia nina, 1779 nucleotides. Lineage: Eukaryota; Metazoa; Arthropoda; Insecta; Lepidoptera; Pieridae. The record is from the annotation of a GenBank genome assembly.
AUGGCUUCGUCCGAGGAAGAGGCGACAACCGCGCCGAACCCUGAAUAUGACUGCCUCAGUGUCCGAAAAUGGUGGUGCUUCCUACUGUCGUCUAUCUUCACGUUCCUCGCGGGUUUGCUGGUGGUGCUACUAUGGCGCGCUUGCGCGUUCGUCUGCUGCCGCCGGGAGCCAGAGCUGUCCCCGAACGACCCCAAGCAGAAGGAGCAGAAAGCGGCGCGCCAGGGAAAACAGGAGUUCGAGGGCACCUUCAUGACCGAGGCCAAAGAUUGGGCCGGCGAACUUAUCUCCGGUCAAACAACCACUGGACGUAUACUGGUAGUUUUGGUGUUCAUUCUAAGCAUAGCAUCGCUCAUCAUCUACUUCAUUGACGCGUCCAGUGAGGAGGUGGAGCGAUGUCAGAAAUGGAGUGACAAUAUUACUCAACAAAUUGACCUUGCCUUUAACAUAUUUUUUAUGGUCUACUUUUUUAUACGAUUUAUAGCAGCUAGUGACAAACUAUGGUUCAUGCUCGAGAUGUAUUCAUUUGUAGAUUAUUUCACGAUACCCCCAUCAUUUGUAUCAAUAUACCUGGAUAGAACAUGGAUAGGGCUAAGGUUUCUCCGAGCUCUACGCUUAAUGACGGUGCCUGAUAUUUUGCAGUACCUCAAUAUAUUAAAGACAUCAAGCUCAAUUCGAUUGGCGCAAUUAGUGUCUAUAUUUAUAUCAGUGUGGCUCACAGCGGCUGGUAUUAUUCAUUUGUUGGAAAACUCUGGUGAUCCACUAGAAUUCGAGAAUGCGCAAUCACUACCAUAUUGGACUUGUGUAUACUUUCUCAUAGUCACAAUGUCCACAGUAGGUUACGGUGACGUGUUCUGUCAUACAGUACUUGGCAGAACGUUUUUGGUUUUUUUUCUCCUCGUCGGCUUGUUGCUCACAUCACCGGUAGACAACACAAUCCUUUUUGUUUUAUUUUCGCUCCGCUACCGGCUACACUUUACUGUAUCAUCUAGUUUUAUCGAGACUCGAGGACGUUGUCGUGCACCACACGAUGGUGUCCGCGCGCAGACUCCCCCCAUGACACCAGAUCGACACCAUGGUCUGUUGCAGGCAAUGUUCGCUAGUAGUAUUCCUGAAAUUAUAGAGCUGGUAGGAAGUAGAUUGAGACGAGAGGAAGCGACUCACUCGUCCCGCGAUGCCGUGCGGCGUUUUGAUUCGCUCCAUCUCUAUGACGAUGUGAUAUCAUCAGAAGCUUGCUCAGUGCCGUCAGAUGUAUUGUGUUAUCUACUCGCGCGCACCCGACGACCCCUCGACACCCGCUCGGGCCAAUCUUCGUCCUCACCUCAUCUGGCCCGCCCACGUGAAGCGAGGGCGAACCCCGCCUCGCGAAUUAGCGAACGUCCAGCUUUGCAUGCACCCGGUCACGAGUCCCUCACGGCUUGUCACGUAGCUCCCGUUAGCGUAGCUCGGCACGGCACCCAAGUCCCGCACCCGUCCACACACGCCACAGCCACACGCAGACAGAUGACACUCAAGCCACACAGCCUUGUGCGAGCGCGAGGGUUGACGGCCGCGGGCCGGGCCGGGGGGCGGGCGCGCGGGGUUCUCUCGCUCACCUCACGGUGUUUGCUGUGUAUCGUAGGCUGUGUUCGCCAGCUGGAUCCCCGAGAUCACGGAGCUGGCGGCGCAGCGCAACAAAUACGGCGGCCGAUACAACAAGGACGUCCGCCGCAGGUACCCUGCUCUCACGCCCCCGCUCCACACGGCUUCCUCUCACGGUUUCGAUCUGACUUGGUUGAUUGA